AUGUACAACAGAGCGAUCACUUUUGGUUUGCAGGAGUUCAUCGAAGCGUGGUCGUUUUAUACGUUUCUCAAAGAGGGAACUUUGUUGCGUUUGGAUGAAAUUGCAUUGGGAUUGAAAUUCGAUAUGCCUCAUGAAGGGGGCGAUGUGGAGAAGAAUGAAGGGGAGAGGUAUUAUUUAUCAUUCAUAUUGUUGGUUCUUUAUUAUUUAGUUUAUGGCAUUAUAUUCGUGUUAUUUGUAUCUUUGUUCUACUGGACGUCAUAA
This is a messenger RNA of Anisakis simplex (herring worm), 261 nucleotides long. The record is from the annotation of a GenBank genome assembly. NCBI's taxonomy places the organism in Eukaryota, Metazoa, Nematoda, Chromadorea, Rhabditida, Anisakidae.